AUAUUAUUUCUCAAUUACCAAUUGCAAAAACAUCUACUAUUCAUUCAUUACCAUUCCCUUUAAACUAUUCUACAACUCAACAAGAAACUUCAUCUAGUUCAAAACAAAUUUCUCAAAUCCAA
Molecule: messenger RNA, 122 nt
Organism: Cetraspora pellucida
Lineage: Eukaryota; Fungi; Glomeromycota; Glomeromycetes; Diversisporales; Gigasporaceae
Source: the annotation of a GenBank genome assembly